Messenger RNA from Dinoponera quadriceps, 3236 nucleotides. RefSeq names its product Golgi phosphoprotein 3 homolog sauron (gene sau). Gene Ontology annotation, molecular function: phosphatidylinositol-4-phosphate binding. Gene Ontology annotation, cellular component: trans-Golgi network; cytosol; Golgi cisterna. Gene Ontology annotation, biological process: Golgi organization; Golgi vesicle budding; Golgi to plasma membrane protein transport. The transcript is spliced from 4 exons. Lineage: Eukaryota; Metazoa; Arthropoda; Insecta; Hymenoptera; Formicidae. Bases 816 to 1766 code for a protein of 316 amino acids. The record is from RefSeq and is a predicted model, not a curated record.
GAAGAGCUUAAAGCAAGAACAAUCAUACCAUCGGGUUGAUGUAAAAAAAAGUAUUUUAUUAUUACGCUUUCGCCUCUUCUUUCAUAAUAAUAUAAGAUAAUGGACUAUAAAUAAGCCUUAGUGCGCAUUUAAUGCCCACUAGUGCAAGAGGCCGGAUUUGUUAUAAAAUAUAUAUUUAAAUAUAAGUUGGAACUAUGGAUAUAUAAACUUGCGAAUAUAUGCACCUAUAGUAUGCACGUACUUUUGCCAUUCGGUGUGAGCUAUUCUAUGAAUGCAGGUAUGUUUGUGUGUAUAUAUACGUAUGCAUAUGCGGCAAGUUCGGUGAGUUCAUCGGAUUAAACGUAGGAAUCGAAAUCCGCUAGCCCUAUCAUACGCGUAUUGUACUCUCAUCUUCAUCUUGACUUGCGCGUCUCACGCCGCGUCGUAUAAUCGCGAUACAUUCCUGUACAUACAAGAUAGUAAUAGCUACGGAAGGUGACAGGGAGUGAAGGAGAAAGAGGAGAGAGUAAAGGACAGAGAAGGAGAGAGAGAGAGAGAGAAAAGAGAACGGCUGGCCAUCUUGGAAAAGAGAUAUGUCGCUUUGGGAUAAACGUCAACAGCGGUAUAGUGUUUACCGCAUGGUGCAUACGUUUGCCAGCUCGUUGUAAAAACCGAUUGACACGACUAUCGACGACGACGACGGCGGCGGCGAGAAUCGCGUCGUCGCACACGUAGCGCACGGACGACGCGGUGGUGCAUCCGUACUGUCCGCCACGCGGACGUACUCCCGAGGUGGUAUCGUGACAAGUUGUCCGUCGUAUUAGCUGCGUCGCACGAUGAAUCGCGGUGACGGUCUGGUGCAGCGACGGCGCGUGGUCAACAGUGGCAACGGCGGCGGCGGCGGUGCCUGCGGACUCGGUCAAGACGGUUCGUGCACGGAUCUCGGCACCGGUCACGGCAAUGACAAACUGUCUGGCCAAAACUGUGCGGACGGGGACUGCUCGUCCUCGCAAAAGGACCUCAAUUGCAACCCUACCAUCGACGAGGACGACGACAAGGAGACACGCUUGACGCUCAUGGAGGAGGUUCUACUGCUUGGUCUAAAGGAUAAGGAGGGCUAUACAUCUUUCUGGAACGAUUGUAUAAGUUCUGGAUUAAGAGGAUGUAUCUUAGCGGAACUUGGUUUUCGGGGUAGAGUGGAACUAGAGAAAGCAGGUAUGCGUAAGAAAAGUUUGUUGGCAAGAAAGCUUCUCUUGAAAAACGAUGCGCCUACAGGAGAUGUAUUGUUGGAUGAAGCUUUGAAACACUUAAAAGAUACGGAUCCGCCCGAAACAGUGCCCAGUUGGAUANAUGUAAUUGCAGGAGAAACAUGGAAUCCCUUAAAAUUAAGAUACCAACUGAAAAAUGUCAGAGAACGUCUAGCAAAAAAUCUUGUUGAAAAAGGCGUCCUAACAACAGAGAAACAGAAUUUCUUAUUGUUUGAUAUGACAACUCAUCCUCUUACUGAUAAUCUUGCCAAAAGUCGUCUUGUGAAAAAGAUUCAAGAAGCUGUGUUAGGCCGUUGGGUGAACGACGCUGGUCGCAUGGACAGACGGACGUUAGCGCUAGUUAUUUUAGCUCACGCAGCUGAUGUAUUGGAAAAUGCAUUUGCGCCGUUAUCGGACGAUGAUUACGAAGUGGCUAUGAGAAGAGUACGGACAUUAUUGGACCUUGAUUUCGAAGCAGAAGCCACUAAACGUAACGCGAAUCCGGUACUUUGGGCUGUGUUCGCCGCAUUCACCAAGUAACAUUCAUUUCAUAAGUUAUACAGAUACGGAAUAAGUGUCGGUUAACUAGUGUGAAUAAUGAGAAAUCACGAAUUUUGCAUGUCCUUUAGUUGCUACAGUAUGAAUAGAUACGAUAUGUAUUUGACUUUGCGGUACUUCUGUAUCGCUUAAUCAUUGUUAUAAAGGAGGAUUUAUGCAGACCAAAUAAUCUGUAUUCAACCGCCAUAGGGAAUUUCUUAGGAAAUUACUUGUCUCCAUUAUUGUUAUUUAAUACAUUUGAUAGCCAAAUAUAUGAAACGAUCGUUCAUAUUUAAAUAUCAUGAAUUAUUAUGAACCAACAAGUCUGGAAAUAUGAAUGUAUGUUUUGUGUGCUGAGUAACCAUUAUUUCAUAUUCGAGAAAAAGAUCAACUCCAUCAUGCUGAAUUUUGUCCUAAUACUUACUUUUUGCUUGGUGUUCAUUGAAUUUACAAAUGGAUACUGUGCGGGGUGCCUCAAAAUGGAUGCUGGAUGAUAUUGUUGUUAAAGGAAUUUGGAAUAUAUGUUCUUAUAUAUAUAUAUAGCCAUAAUCUAAAUAUAUCACAUAGAAUAUGUAUAUACAUAUAUAUAUAUUCCUUUAAAUAUUAAUUUUUAAUAUAUAAUGUACACAUGCCUCUUUAUGUUUUAUGUGUAUCCAUUUGGAUCGUCUUGAUUAAAUUGUUUUUUAAGUUUUAAGUUUAAUUAGUGUCAAUACAUUAACUAUUAAUUAUAUCUUUAAAGGAAAUUUAGAUUUAAUUUUAGAACUAUCAAUUACUUCACUCACUUAUGCGGAUUAAAUGCUAAUAGAUCAAGUUUUGCACAUAUGGCAGACGCGACAUCGGAUAAAAUGCCACAUUCCUGGUGAUUAUUUGAACAUUAUAAAACUUUUAAGCAAUCCUUUGUACAUUAUUAUUUUAUUUUAUAUAGAUCAUAACCUUGUUUCAAUGUCUUCUGAUGUGCGGCAAAUUUGUACCAGUAGUAUUACCAUGUGACAAUGAAGUACUCGAACUUGGUUCUAUCGGUAAACUUUUAUCUGUUGUACCGCUGGUCGGAUUAAUUAAAUUAUUACAGGAUGAAAUUUUAUUAGAAGGAAAACGUAUUAUAAGAUAUUAUAUAUGUUUUGCGAUAUAUGGAAUUGUAUAGUUAGAAAGGAUCUAUAUUAUGGUUAGGCGCUAUUUAAGCUAAAUAAUUUUGUUCUCAAAUAUUUUGUUAUAUUUCUACAAGCAAUAGCGACUUUUUAAAUGGUAAAGAUAAAUGGACCACCAUGUAUAAUAUGUCGUAAAAAACUUGCUCUUUAUACGACGAUGAUAGUCUCUGUUCAAUAUAAAUCCAAAUUACUAAAUAAUUUUUUUAUCGUAUAUAUUAUGUUGUCGUUAAACUCAUUUCAAAACAGCGAUUAUAAGAAUACGAAUAAAAAUAUAAUCAUAUUUAAAGUGUAAAAUAGUUGAAAAUAAUAUAAAUUAUUGAAAAGUCAC